CUUCAAGGAGUGGCACGUGAACGCGCACCAGGAAAAAAAGGAGCGGCGGAAUGCCGCGAGGUGCCUGCAGCACUUGGUUUUUACCCUCGCGAGGCGGAUGUUUUCCGCCUGGGUGGCGUACUACGAACGGAAAAAUAAGAAGUACGCGCGCCGGAAAUUGGCGGAGCAGUCGUUUGUUACCCGCCUCUUCACGCGGUGGAAGCAAAACACACACGUGUCCGCUGUCUUGAACCGGAUCAACCGGGUGAUGCUCUCGAGGACCAGCGAGGGACUGCAGAGGCUCGGCUGGUUGGCCUGGCGGAAGUAUUUGGAACGAGCCAGGAGAAUACGCUGGGCGGGGGAAAUGGUAUAAAAUAGAGAAAAUGCAGACUUUAUUUGUGGCUUUGGAUUUGACCACUACACGAGGUAAAUCAAUAGUUAGUAGUUUACGCGCGACUUUUUCUCUGCAUAAGAAAGUUCGAAGAACACAUGGACAUACAGGUCUUUGGCAGAACGGGAAAGAAGUUGAAGCGCGCAGCCUUCCUAUCGUGGCAGCGGGACCACGAUUACAGAAUGACUCUGAAAUUCAAGCAAAACGACGUACUUGUUUCGCAACAAAACUUUUGUUGCGCUAUUUUCUCAGGUCUCUUUAUGUUUUGCACGAGAUAAAGCAGGCUUUUACUAGUCCAGCAACAGGAGCGUCUGUUGGCGCAUCACUGUUGCUGAAUUCAUCAGGAUAUCAAGCACUAUCACUACACAUUUGAAACUAUUUCUUCUCAGCUCCUUCGGCGUCUUUUCUACACCAGCCGCAAAGGAGCUUUCGACGCCUGGAAGAUGAUCACGAUUGCGGAGAAAACGCUAGAGCAGCUCAGCGGACAUUUGACCGCCAAAUCCGAGGUCUCGUUGAAGAGACUCGUGCUGCGCGCGUGGAACACCGAGGCCAUCUCGCAGCGAAAGGGGAAGCGCAAGCUGGAGUACAAACUGAAGCAGAUCAUGAGAGCGAAAAAGAGCCGGCUUUUACACAAGUGGCACGUGUUGCUGAUUGUCACCAGGUUCUGCGGAGACAACGCGGCGAAGUCGCUGGUACUGUACUCUAGGUUGGUAGUUUAUUUUUGGCAGAUAGCACCAGGGUUUGAACGCUUUUUCGCCUAGCUCAAGAUUUCUUUUGGGAAGAUCAGAUCUGCAUCGAUUUUCAAAACCCAAACUACCUCAGUGUCUCCGCCCCUUCCGGUCUUGGCACAUUUUGACCAAGCAGCGGAAGCGAACCAACCAAGCCGCGAGGAAGAUUCGGCAGAAACGCCAGAAGGAGUUGAUCCGACCCUGGAUUUUCCUGACCAAGGAGAAAAUCAGAGAGAAGCUGCGGGAAAGAAAGAAGGACAAGUGGAGACUGAAGCUUUUCUACCUGGCGUUUUGCAAAGGCUGCCACAAAUCUCGGCUGUUGACCCUGAAGCAGCCGUUUUUGCUCUGGAAGUUCAUAGCGGCCGCGAGAUUGCGCACGCGAACGCUGAUGUCCGAACUGUUUCAGGGGGUGUUCGUGCGAAGAUGGGCCUGGAAGAAGCCGCGACGGGAAAAAGUGAAACUCUGUCGCAGGGUGCAAGGGAGAAGAAGACUGCACUGGGUGCUGGCUGGAUGGUAUAAGAUGGAAAACUUUUUUCUUUUUGACGUUGAGGCGCAUGUGAAACUUAUGUUUGAUGUCACAUGCGGUGCCUUCGCCCCCCUUCUCUUUACUGUGUAAUUCCACAACCCACUCCAGGCACGAGUCCAUUUACCUGACCCGGUACCGCGAACAGCUGGUGACCCGGCGGGCGUUCUUCCAGAUCACCAUUCAGCAGAAGCGCCGUGAACUGUGGCGGUUGUCAAAGCUGGCCGGAUUUUUAAAGGCCCGACUCUGGGAAUACUUCACGAUUUGGAAGAAGCUCAUGGAGAAGACGAACGAAAAUCUCCGCGUCGUGGCGUUGAAGCGGAAAAUCCGGCAACGGGAGCGGGAGUCCAGGCCGAGUUUCUACUACAACAUCUGCGAGUUCUGCAUGAAGCAGUGGAAGCGGUUGUUUCUGGCCAGGAGGCAAUACCGGCUCAAGUACGGCGUGCGGGUGCUGCAGUUGUGGAGCUCGGUGGCUUUGAAGAACCAGGACCGCAUCGAUCUGCUGAAUCGGCGGAGGAACGUGCGGGAUUUCUCCUACGUUUUUUCCUACUGCAGUUCCAAAGAGCGUGGUGUUGUAAGUGGAAGCUCUCUGAACGGCGGCAACGCCAGUUUGCUGAGUUCAGUCGUGGCUGCUGGAAGUUUUGGGGCCGCGACAGGCGGAGCUUAUUCUGCCUGUUCUACGCCGAGGAACUACACUAAACCAUCCCUGUCUCUGAAACAGCAGCUCGUGAACCGAAACGCCUACCGGGUCUCAAACUUCGCAAAUUCAAGCAGUCUGCUCGUGCACAAAUCUACUGCGACCGCGAUGAAAAGUCCACCUGGGAACAAACUGCCGCUUUCUGUGGCCGACGGAGAUGCUGUUGAGCUGCAGUCGGAUCAAAUGAUCGCGUCCCCUUCUUCAAAAAUCGCCAGUACAUCAUCGAACGGCCCGCUCGGCCACAUCGCGACGGCCUUUUUGCAACAUCGGAAGGAUAAUUACGACGUGAUACUAAACACGAAGCAGAACAAGUUGCCCAGCCGCGGCCAUUCUCGCAGCAAAUCGUUGUCGCCACACCUCUCUCCUGCGCGGCUUGCGGCGGAGAAUAAGAGCGAAACUCUUUCUCGUUACUCCUCGAAGGGAUCCAACGUCGCGGGCGGCUCGUCGUCCAGUCGGAUUUUCGUUGUUCCGACGAAAUCCACGAAGGCGCUGGGUGGCGCUUUUUCGGAUAGCUGCCACAACCGAGCACUGUCAAAGGGGAAAGAGAGGCGGGGGGUGCCGGAGGGGAACGGCUUCGGCGUAACAGCUGGCCCGAGACAGAGUAGCGCAGGAGGAGCUUCAUCUACUAUGAAACGAGCGCACUCGAGGACCGCAAGCGUAGCCGGGAAUUACGGCAACACUGCGAGUCGGAUGCGAAGUUGUACAGCGCGGAGUAGAAAUUACGACGCCGAUAAUAAAAAUGAAAGAAUAGCAACAACUCUCGCUCCCAAAGGAGAAGAAGACCUCGUCAUGUCCCCGCCCCGCAGGCCGCCCCUGGAGCAUCCGCCGCCGAGCGCGCAGAAGCAGAACCCGGUAGAGCAGGCGCUAUUUGGGCCUGUGAAGGCGCUCCAGCCGAUCGGCGUGAACUUCUCAGACUUGCGGGACGAGAGUGCCCUCGAAGGGCAAGGACAGCUCGGAGAAAAUGUUGAAGGCGGCGUUUUCAGUACCAGAACCCUCAAAUCACCAAGGAGGGAAAGUACAACUACCGAGGGGAAAAAAACUUCGGCCGUCAUUGACUACUUCCGGUACGGGUCGAGUCCUGGCUCGAACAACGUCGGUCAAGCAAAGCCGCAGGCUUUAUUGCACAGCAACCCAAAUGUAGUGGAUCAGCAUCGUGAGCCCAGUCGCAGCAUUUCGCCAAAAUCUAGCGACGGGCGCGCCAUGCGGGAGUAUGGUUGUGAUUGGUUUGUGUCGGACGCGAAAGCACAACCAAGCACAGGUACAAGACUCUUGAAAAACUUUCAGCAGGGAGGGAGCAGCAGCAGCACGUCGAGGAGAGAACUUGUCAUGGGAACUAGUAGCGUAUCAAGUACGCAGCUACAAGGACCGGACACGAGCCCACGACGCAUUCUUCCGAGACCAACAUCGCGCUCACCGCCGCGGUCGCAUUUUUCGAAAGAAGUGAAGAACGAAAUAGAGCAAGCGAGUAGUAAGCAAAGCGAGAGGAAGAUGUUGCGCACAUUGACGACAAAAGACCAACAAGGCAUAUCCGCUGCACCUCCCGUUGAGUUAUCACUUCAGAGUCGCACCAGCUCGAAAGCCAAGAGCAUUCACAUGGUGAGUGACGGAAAGAAUCCGUCGGGGAAGGAAGUGCAGCACUACUUCGAGCCCGCGCCCCGGGAGAACGCCGAGGACCUGUCGCCUUACAUUCCAGCAGAAUACAACACCAACAGUUCUUCGAAGGAAACAAGAAAGAAAUCAAGGGACAGAGUGAUCACAGCACCGGGUGGAGACGUCGCCGAUUGGAAGCUCAGCAGCAUGUCUGUACCAGCGAAAGACACCAGCGAAUAUCGCUCCUCCACGAAACAAAGCAACGUCUCCUCGGUCUUCAGCUCGGCGGCUUCGGAAAUGAAAAUCGUACCCAUUCAGGAGAAUGCUGGCGCUGCGGUCUUGUCAAGCUCCUCGUCGAGAGGGCGAACGAAAGAGGAUCUGGCUUUCUCCCCGGAAUCGAGCCGAAUCCUCCUCCACGCCCCGUCGGAGGAGCACUGCGCCGCGAUUUUUCCGAAUACGGUGACAAAAACCGGCAGCGUGUCGAAGAAUUUGGAAAAUUUCAGCCGGGACGUGAGUAAGCAGUCUUCCAGGAUCGAGCAGCUGGCAAAAGAGAUCCACUUGUUAGAGCAGAAAGCUUUGCGCGACCCCCAGUUCGGGAUAUCGAAAAACGGAUUGCAAGACCCGGAGGAAGCGGAGCCGGUCGCGUGGAACCGACACCCGUCUGUUCUUGAUUCCCGCGGAAGUAAGGGCCAUAAAAGUUCGAACAGCGCCGGCCCUUCCUCUCCCGCAAGCUCUUCACGACAUGCGGACAAGUACAGUGCCGUCGCUGCGAAACAGUACGUGAGUGACCUGCUGACCAACCCGGCCAACUUCGCUCCCGGUGGGGUUUUUGCGACAACGGGCGCGGUUGCGACGUCCCCUUCGUCCUCCCGCCGGGACCCGUGGGAGGUCUUUCCCCACGCGGUGGAAUCCGCGAAGAAGGCGCGAAGUCCGGAAAGGAAAGUCAUUUCGCAAGAAAGAGAAAGUAGAGCUAAACAACAACAGGGAUCAGCAGGGGCUGCACCCACCACCUCUUCUUCGAAACACGUCCGAACCUUCGCGAUCCCGGACUCUUCGAGAGAUUUGAUCGAAACGUUGGAAAGACAAAGGUCGAAUUCUCCGAGUUCUACUAGAGAAGCUGCUGGUGGUGGUACAAAAACUGCAGCGAAAUUGACGUCAAGAACGCCGUCACUGAGUAAAAAUUCUCCACGAGCAGGACCGACAGGCAGCACACCAAACACGCCCUCGCCGCCACCGAAAACAAGCUUGCUCCUCCCCUCUGCAGGCCCGGGCGGAGCUGUGGUGCCAUCGGUGUCGUGGGGUAGUGUCUCGAACAGGACGAUAUCGCCGGAUGUCUCUGUCGCGUCGGAGGCAAACUUGACUUUGUCGCCGAUGAGAGGUAGUACUACAAGGGGUGAAACCGCCGGGCACCAAAGGCGUGGUGAAGUAGGAGGUGCUUCUUCGAGUGCUACAGAAAGAGCAAAUCGAGGAGCAUCUUCUGGAACUGCAGCGCGUGAUAUCACGACGGGGGCAACUUCUGUCGCUACUUCUUCCACUACCGGGGCACGUCCACCUGGAAAACUCGAAGCAUCUUCAACGUCGAAAAUCAACCAGAAGAACGUGAUGUACUUCUAUUCCGCGACUUCUGAACAACAAGCAGUGCCACAGGUCGUGGAAGAGGUCAGUUUCUCAAGCCAGAAACUGCUGCCGAACACGUCUUCAUUGACAAUCGCAGAGGAUGAUGAAGAUGACACUGACGGCGAACGUCGGGGAAGGAUCAAGAAUAACGAGAAAAGCCUGAAUCCGGACCAAACCAGCAGCUGCAACCUCUCCUCCCGAAAGCCGAAGGGCGUUUAUUGCGCUUCCCCAACGGAGUUCGAUGUGGUGCCACAGGGAAGUGUGGUGAAAGACUUGCACUCGUUGGAAGUAGAGGAUGUGGUGGACGAAAAGUCUGAAGAUAAAAAUCGCGACUUAGCAGGACGAGGUCGACAAUUUGUAAAAGAAGAACCAGAAGUCGUAGCUUCGUCCACUAAUAAUCUGCAGUCUUUCACCACCGUUUAUUCCUACAACGGAGUCAUGUCAGCACCGGCAGCGAAGUCUACUUCGGUAGUAUCUCCCCCUUCCCAGGAUCGUACCAGCGCAGACGCUGCUCUUCAAGGUGCCACUGUAGUCGAAGACGCGACCCCGAAACCUGACCGCGCAACAGUAGGAGCCUCGUUCAGUAAAGACAAGGUGGUUCUUGUGAAAGGGAGUCUCGGCGGGAGGAAGGCUACAAGCUCCUCGUCCACGGCUUGUGCGGACCGUGAACACGAUAACGCGACGAGGCAGCAAGGUCGAGAAGGCGCAGCCACAGCCACCGCCAAACCCGCGGGGCCUUUCAAGCAAGGCGCGGCAAGCCGGCAACUGAGCAUUUCGCACCCGAAGUUGCGGCCCAUCCAGGCGCCGUCCCUGCGCGUGUUGUCAUCCUCGAUCUCGGGCACUGCGUCGUUGAUUGCCGCCAGUCGCGCGUCAUCCACGGGAAGAACGGGCGGGAGUGCGACUAACGGCAGUCACAGCAACGCAAGGAGCUGAAACGAAGAUUUUAAUCCGGCAAAAACAAAAUUGAGGAAAUUUGGUCGUGCGAGGUUGGAAUAGAGCGCGUUCCACCUCCACGACACCUCGCCUGGUCCGGGGACUUUUCAUGGCAUUACCAUCAGUAUCCUAUGUGAAAAAUCGGGAACGACGUCGUCUCGGUCUCCCACAGCGGGAGCUGAGAAAAGGCUGCCUCGAUAGUUAGUGAGCUUUGACUUUCAACAUUUUUCAAAAUCAACCAGUGCUGUUGACCACGACAUUGUAAAUCACACAACCGAGGUUCUUGAAACACGCAGAACUUCACGGGCUUUGCUUCUGACAUUCGUACGUAGACACUUUUCGCUCGAAAAAA
Molecule: messenger RNA, 6810 nt
Organism: Amoebophrya sp. A120
Lineage: Eukaryota; Dinophyceae; Syndiniales; Amoebophryaceae
Source: the annotation of a GenBank genome assembly